AUGUCAUCACCCCCCGAUAUCGAUCCAUAUGCCGUCCUCGGUGUUUCUAAAGAAGCCCCCCUGUCCGAGAUCCGAGCCGCCCAUCGCAAACGGGUCCUGAAAUGCCAUCCCGACAAGAUCCAAGAUGAGUCGCAACGGAAUGUGGCCCAGGAUGAGUUCCAAAAAGUCCAGCAGGCCUAUGAACUGCUGUCGGAUGACACGCGACGAAACCGAUACGAUCAACAAGCCAAACUGGCCGAGUUGAAACGCGAGCUUCUGGAACGCAGGCGGGCCGACUCGGCGUAUUCAUCCCCGCGAGGGAGUGGUUCCAGUGCCCGUGAAUAUCGCGAAGGCCGAAUCGUGGAGGAACGAGUGCCCGCCGAGGUCUUUUUGGAUGAAGCCAUGCGCUUCACCGAUUCGCCCCGUCCCAUGUCCCGCAAAUUCGACGAGUUUGGCAUGCGACCCAAGCCCAGAGCCGCCGAGGAAAAGAAGAAACCCCGGGCGCCGACCAGCAGCUACCGCGCUGCGAAGGAAUUGGCCCGUGAAACGGCCAAAGCGACACAUUCCGACCGUGCCAAACACCGCGACAAGGAGCGCCGGCGACAGGCGUCGGAGAAGUUCGACCGUUUCGGUCCGUAUGAAGAGUCCAGCGACGACGGCUCUGACUCGAGUGAUUCUGCCUAUGAUCUCCCGAAACGGCCCUCGGCAUCCCGGCGAGAACGCGAGUUGCGAUCCCGUCCCGCGGAGUUUACUCGUCGACGCGAACGCCGCUUCGACGAUGACUACGGAGACCAGCUGAAAUCCAAACUCAACAACAUGCGUGCCGACGCGGAAGAUUACAUUGAGCGUUCCAAAUUCGAUGUUGAUCGCCGACGACGGCUGUCUCGGUCCCCACCCCGGCACCGUGGUUACGAGUCGACGGAACCAGAGUCGUCGGCUUCACGGCGCUCGGGACGGUCCACCCGCUCGACCCGACAUCGCUCCUCAUCCCGCAAUGAUUCCUACGAGCAUCUGGAGUCGCGCAACUACGAGAAACCACCCAAGAUGCCCACCGCAACGACGUCGCCCAGCCUCAAGAACCUCGUCCGGCCAGCGUUCUUGUCUUCGCGAUCCGCCACCACGUCCGCAUCAGGCUUUACCCGGCCCAAGCGUGAGGGAUCCAGUCGCCCAGACCCAGAUCUCUACAACAUGUCCCGCGAACCCAUCCCGCCGCGGCCGUCGAAAUUGCGGGAGCGGAACGAUUCCGGGUAUUCGAGCCCCAGCACACCCGAGAUGCCACCCCCGCGAGGCAAUUCCCCCAAGACGUCUCGCUAUAAGAUUGUGACCGAGCCCGAAGCCCAUGUGAUCGAACCUCUCUUGUCCAAGUCGUCCAAGUACCGCGGGUCAACAUCGCCCGACCGCGUUGAACGCAGUGCUUCAUCCGCACGGAUGCCGCACCCCAAGCGGGGCAGCAGCUACACUACGUACAUCCCCGAAUCAGCUCCCCGGGUCGAAGUCCGGCCCUCGCGGCCGUCACGGCCCGCUCACGGGGAUGUGGAAUAUACGACGCGCGUCAAGGACCAAGAUGUUAAAUACACUCGCGAGAUCCGGCCGGGCGAUGCCACCAUUGCGCCAGGGCGCUCGCGCUAUUAUUACGACGACUACCACCAUCCUCCUGUGGGCCGACGCCAGUCAGCCCAUGCUUGA
Messenger RNA from Penicillium alfredii, 1665 nucleotides. RefSeq names its product J domain-containing protein. The record is from RefSeq and is a predicted model, not a curated record. NCBI's taxonomy places the organism in Eukaryota, Fungi, Ascomycota, Eurotiomycetes, Eurotiales, Aspergillaceae. Bases 1 to 1665 code for a protein of 554 amino acids. The transcript has a single exon.